Molecule: messenger RNA, 978 nt
Organism: Vigna umbellata (rice bean)
Lineage: Eukaryota; Viridiplantae; Streptophyta; Magnoliopsida; Fabales; Fabaceae
Source: RefSeq, a predicted model, not a curated record
AUGGGUCCAGAGGCAUUUAUUACUCUUUGUGACACCGUAAGAUCAACUGGGUUAGUGAAGGACGGGAUUCGGUCCACAGUUGAGCAACAAGUUGCUCAAUUUCUUCAUAUAAUUGGGCAUAAUGUUAAGAAUCGAAGUGUCGCAUUUUUCUUUCAUCGAUCGGGUUCGACGGUUAGCAGACACUUUCACAAUGUAUUGGAUGCUAUCUUAAGUUUGGAAUCUGAAUUUCUAAUUCAACCCUCAGGAAAUGAGGUUCAUCCAUAUGUCUUGAACAAUGGUCGAUUUUACCCCUACUUUAAGGAUUGUUUAGGGGCCAUAGACAGUACUCAUGUUCGUGUUAACGUUCCAACAAGUGAUGCUCCGAGAUUUCGAGGAAGAAAAGAUUGGCCAACUCAAAAUGUGUUUGCGGCGUGUGAUUUUGACAUGAAAUUCACAUACGUUCUUGCUGGGUGGGAAGGCACUGCAUCUGAUUCAAGAAUUUUAAAAAAUGCUAUUGAACGAGAUGAUCCGUUGGUCAUCCCUGAAGGAAAAUAUUACAUAGGUGAUGCUGGAUUUAUGUUGAAAAGCACAGUGUUGACUCCAUAUAGAGGCGUCAGAUAUCACCUUAAAGAAUAUACACGUAGAGGACCACAAAAUGCACGCGAGUUGUUUAAUCAUCGACAUUCAUCGUUGAGAAAUGUUAUAGAAAGAACUUUUGGUGUGUUGAAGAAACGAUUCCCUAUCAUUGCAAGUGGCACUGAACCACACUAUGGAUUGCAGACAAUGACAGACAUAAUAUUAGCUUGUUGUAUCUUACAUAACUUCCUUCGUGGUGUUGAUCAUGAUGACUCGUUACUUGAUGAAGUUGACAAUGAGUUGAAUGAAAGGGAAGAUCAUAAUGUUUCAUUCUCUCAAGUUAGAGAAGAGGACCAUAGGAUUGGUAGUAGUAUCAGGGAUUCUAUAGCUGAUCAUAUGUGGCAAGAGUAUCAAAACUCAUAG